Molecule: messenger RNA, 1806 nt
Organism: Exophiala aquamarina CBS 119918
Lineage: Eukaryota; Fungi; Ascomycota; Eurotiomycetes; Chaetothyriales; Herpotrichiellaceae
Exons: 1
Coding region: 1-1806 (601 amino acids)
Source: RefSeq, a predicted model, not a curated record
AUGCCUCCUUUCCUUACCACCACAAUUCCCUCCUAUUCGGGGCGCACCCGCUCAUUGCCAGUCGUUCCUACUGGUCGGAGAGGGUCAGCAAUUGCAAGCGCAAUAGGCCUGCGCAAGAAGAGCGAACUCGACAUCGUCCUAGACGGCGAACCGGACUAUAUCCACUCUUACUCCACUUUUGACCAGAUCAACGGCCACAUAGAUAUCAGAUUCGAAAAAGAUACUUUGUUUCACGACUUGAGCAUCACGUUCGAGGGCGUCAGCACCACCUAUGUCGAGAAAAUCGCCAGCACAGCACCUACCACCGGUCGCACUACAGGAAGGCACACUUUCUUGAAAGUGCAGCAGCCUAUCAACCCCGACUUACUCCCCCAAGAUGGCCUUUUUGAAGGCGGCGUCACUUACACCCUUCCCUUCAACUUUGUCGUCCCUGAGCGACUCCUGCCAUUCAUCUGCACCCACAAGGUGAACCACGAAGAAAUAAGGAAGGAGCACACACAACUGCCUCCUAGCCUGGGAGAUCCUAGCGUUUCAGGUGAGGGUCACGUCCUUAUGGAUGACCUUGCGCCGGACAUGUCGAAGAUAGUCUACUCUAUUCGAGCCAGAGCCACCAGGUGGAAUGCAGUGGGCCGACUACUCGAACUGGCCGACAAAUCCCAGCGUAUUAGAGUGGUUCCCGCGCGAGAAGAAGCACCGCCCUUGAACAUCGACGAAAUGGAUUCCGACCAUGCCAUGCGCAAGGAAAAGAACGUCAAAAAGGGCUUCUUCAAGAUUGGCAAGACUGGCCGACUCGUGGCCGAGACAACCCAGCCCAAGUCUCUUCACCUUCCACAUCCAAGCAAGCGAACAGGUGAGCCGGUUUCGACCAUGGCCACCAUCAAUCUGCGCUUUGACCCAGCUUCACCUGAGGACGUGCCCCCACUGCUUGAUUCAAUUGUCAGCAAAUUGAGAGUCUACACAUUUUUCGGUGCUGCUCCCUACAAAGCCAUCCCUGAGGUUCGCAGCUGUGAUAAUUGGUCAUCUUUGCACGGUGUCUACCCUGAAACCAUUUCCCUGUCUUCACGAUGUUUAUCCACUGUCUCCUGGGUGCGUCAUGACGGUUCAGAACGACAGAGUUCCUCCUCGUCUUCGGCUCUCUCACGGCGACCGUCUGCAUACUCCACCUCUUCCACUUCAUCGGUUCUGGAACCGUCUUGCUUGUAUCAGGCCGGGUCGCCCUUCUACACUGCGACUAUCCUCGUCCCUGUCGCGCUUCAGAAUGUAUCAGGUACCAGCCGGCCUAAAGUGCUGGUUCCAACAUUCCAUUCAUGCAUAGUUUCUCGAAUAUAUUCACUGGAAUUGAACCUAUCUUAUCGCACUCCCGGUGCUAGCAUUGCAGCGAGUCAUGUUGUCUUGAAGUCCCCAAUUCAAAUCUCGGCCGCCGGCGGUACACCACCAGCCCAUGAACCACAAUCGGACCAGGCUAUCCUUGCAGAGAUUGAAGAACAAUUCGGCAUUUAUGAAGCACAACAACUAGGAGAAAUGGACCUCCAGCAUGAACUAGGGUUAACUCUGGAAACUCCUGGUUACGAAGAAGCCGUUACAAGCAUGACGGCCCCAUUACUCGGCACACGGCAUAUGAGCCUGGCAAUGCCGGUCGGACCCUCGAGACGAACUCAAUCAGUAUCAACACCACCUCUUACCGCUACGGAGACUUCUCCUCCAGAAUAUCACGUUGGCUCGGGCUUCAACACUUCCAGUCCUAGGGACAGACCAGGGGGACCUAGAACCACAAGUGUGAGUCAUUUCGCCAAGUUGAAUGCCUGA